AUGCCUUCCCUAAGAAUUAGCUAUGAUUACCUUCCUCUCUACCUAAAACAAUGUUUCAAGUAUUUUGCUUUAUUUCCUGAAGAUUAUAGAUUUAACAACUUAGAGGUCACAAAUUUUUGGACUGCAAUAGGAAUCAUAGACAAAGAUAAAAAUUACAUGGAAGAACUAGUGGACAAUGGUUUUCUCAUGAAGGAGAAUGAUGAUUUAGAGGAUCAGCACUAUGUACUGCAUGAUUUGUUGCAUGUACUAUCUCGGAGUGUUUCAUCACAAGAAUGCCUUAAUAUAUGUAGUAGUUUAAAUUUUAGAGCUGAUGCCAUCCCACGAUCUAUUCGACACUUAUCCGUCACAAUGGAAGAUAAAUAUGAAGAUAAUUUUAGCGGUGAAAUGAUUAAAUUGAGGAGAAAGAUAGACAUUUUAAAUCUACGAACUUUGAUGAUUUUUAGAGACUAUGAUGAUGCCCUUGAUGAGAUUUUGAAAGAAACUUUUAAGGAAAUAAAGUGUGUUCGUGUCCUAUUUAUAGUGGUGAAACCUCCAAAACCUUUCCCAUGCAACUUUUCCAAUCUUAUCCACCUUCGCUACCUAAAAAUUGCAUCGAACUUUAGCUCAGAAAUAACUUUGCCUAGCACACUAUCCAGAUUUUACCACAUGAAAUUAUUGGACCUAAGAGAUUGGCAGGGUAGUGAUAAAUUGCCUACAGACAUUAGUCGUCUUGUAAAUUUAAGCCAUUUUUUUGCUAAAAAUGGACUCCACUCCAAUGUUCCCGAGAUUGGAAAGAUAAAGUGUUUACACGAGCUAAAAGAAUUUUGUGUUAAGAAAGAGUAUGUUGGAUUUGAAUUGAAGCAGCUAGGAGAAUUAACAGAACUCGAAGGAGAGCUCAAUAUACACAAUCUUGAGAAAGUGGCAACCAAGGAUGAGGCUAUGGAAGCCAAAUUGGUGUUGAAAAGGGACUUGAAAAAGUUGAGAUUGUCUUGGAGUACAGAUCACCAACAUACAACAGAAUCAGAUGUUCUUGAUGGUCUUGAACCACAUCCUAAUCUUGCAGCACUUGAGAUUGUAAAUCAUGGUGGUUCAACAAGUCGUCCUCCUCAUUGGUUGUGUGGUGACAUUAGCACACCAAAUCUGGUGUCUCUCCACCUAGAGGGUUUGUCUUGGGAUACUCUUCCACCUUUUUGGCAGCUCAAGCUACUCAUAUCACUCACGUUACGGAACAUUUCUGGAGUUCGUCAAAUCAGUACCCCCGGCUUUGAUGCACUUAAAUUACCCUCGGGCAGAUGUUUUGUGCACCUGAAGUAUAUUGUUCUUGAUGGUUUGCCCAACCUUAUCGAGUGGGCUGAGUCAGUGCCUAAUUCGCAUGCUUUUUCAAGGCUUGAAUACAUUAGUUGCAGCCGUUGUCCUAACCUCCUUGCACUCCCCUUCCUGGUGGAGUGCCCUCCCGGCUCUUAUGCUCACCUGUUUGAACUUAAAAUUUCUGACUGUCCUAAGUUGUGUGUGCCCCCCAUGCCUCACAUCUCCACCCUAACAUCCUUUUCCGUUGAACACAGUUCUUCCUCAAGGCUGUCUUAUACUAGUCAUCUUGGCUUGUCUCUUACUUCCUAUACAGGUGCUUUAGCCUUCCAUAACAUGUAUAAAGUAGAGUGGAUGUUUUUUAAAGGUGUAUCACAUAUUCCAUUGUCAGAGCUAACUAAGCUUAGAACCCUAUGUUUUGCUGAAUGCAACAUCACAUGUCACGGACUCCAGAACUUCACGUCGCUCCAAGAAUUUGCAGUAGAAAAUUGUGGCAACUUCUUUAGGUGGCACAUCAAGACUCCAUUCUUCUUCCAUGCUUCCCUCAGGGAACUUGAGAUCAUAGAAGAGUCAAGCAUACGGUCAAUGUCUCUCCUCUCAAACCUCACGUCUCUCACCAAACUAUGGCUGCGCAGUUGCAAGAAUUUAACAGUGGAUGGUUUCAAUCCUCUCGCCAUUGUGAACCUCAAGGAUUUGGAUGUCUAUAAUAGGGGAAUUUAUCCUGUCUCUAUAGCCGCUGAUAUUCUUUCAGAACUGUUAGUGGCAGCAAGGACGAUGACCAAACUAGCAUCGCCUUUCCACCAACUGGAAAGACUUUCUGUGGAUUGCAUCUCAGCCGUGUUUGUGGAUCCCAUCUGCAGCCUCAUGGCCGCUACCGUCAAGGACUUGAGCAUCUGGUGUGAUCAUCGGACGGAAAGCUUGACAGAAGAAGAGAAGGCGCUUGAGCUCCUCACGUCCCUCCAAAGCCUACAAUUUUGCGAGUGCCUUGCUCUGUUGUCCCUUCCUCAAGGGCUACACAAUCUUUCUUCUUUAAGGUUACUACGAGUGAUCAAUUGUCCACGAAUCCGGCCACGGCCCAACGAGCGGCAGCUCCUCCCGACUUCACUGCAAAAGCUAUACCUGAGAGGAUGCAGUGCCGAGCUACAAGAACAUGUCGAGGAAUUACAAGCAACAAAUCCAGAUUUGCAGGUAGAUAUGCUCAAGCCCGGCCAAGAGCCUAUCUGUUCCACCCACGUCCAAACCUCCACCACCGCUGCCGCCCCACCUUCCUCCACCGCCGCCGCCGCCAUGUCUUCCUCUUCCUCCACCCACGCUUAUGCCCCUUCCUCCCUCGCUGCCCUUGGUCACAUCAUCACCGAGAAGCUAUCCCGAGACAAUUUUCUGGUGUGGAAAGCUCAAGUACUUCCUCACAUCAGGGUUGCCGGCCUCAUGGGGUAUCUUGAUGGUACCACCACGGCGCCCCCUACCGUUCUUCAAACUGAAACGGACGUCGCCGGGAAGAAGGAGAUUAUCUCCACCACCAACCCUGCCUACUCCAUCUGGUAUACCCAAGAUCAACAAGUCCUCAGCUUCCUGCUGGCCUCGCUCUCCCGGGAGGUUCUCCUGCAAGUUCAUGACAUCACCUCAUCCACCGGGGUCUGGCACAUGAUCUUGCAGCUCUUCGCCUCACAAUCCCGGGGGCGCGUCAUGCAGCUUCGGGGGCAACUCUCCACAACUCGCAAGGGCGAUCUCUCUGCGGCCGCCUACUACACCAAGAUGAAGGGCUUCGCCGACGAGCUUGCUGCGAUUGGCAAACCCGUUGAUGAAAAUGAGGUCAUGUCUCAUCUACUCCACGGGCUGGACUCCGACUACAACUCCUUCGUCUCGGCGAUCUCCACCCGUGCUGCAGCCGAUCACCCCAUCGGCCUCGACGAAGUCUACUCCCUGCUCCUCUCCGCCGAGUCCCGCCUCGAAGCACAGAAUACCACGCUCUCCCACUCCAUCAACCUUGCGUCAAAAGGGGGGGCGUGGUUUUCCUGCUCGGCCUGCAGAGGGGCCCGAUCAUCGCUUCGGUUCCAGCGGCGGAAUCUGUUCAUCCAGGAGCUGGCGACGCUGAUGAUUUUAUGUGUGCAGAUCCUCCUGCAGAUACGGCCUCCACAGAAGAUCCGGUCGGCGCUGAAAACGGGGCUGAUCUCCCUGCCAAAUCAGCCUCGGGAUCGGCUCCUCCUACUGGCGCUGACAACGGGGCUGGGCGGCGCCUCCGACACUCCCGCCUCGGUAUCUCCUGCCGCCAGCGGGCCCUUGCUGGUCCCCUCGCACAUGUCGCCUCCCGACCCGGUCUCGGGGUCCGGUCGCGCCGCGUCAUCGUCGCCUGCACAGGAUGACUCCACCUCGGGCCUCCCGCGGUCCCGCGUCCACCCACCCGAUCGGCUUCAGGUGGUUCCUGUCGCGGUUGCCACGCCUCGCCAGGAGCCUGCUCCGGUCGGUUCUGCUGCCGACCCGUCGCUCCACGCGGCGACACAGGACUCGCCGGCCUCCCCGAGUGUCUCCUCCUCUGCGGUCUCCUCUGACCUCCCUGUCGCACAGCACCGUCAACAGCAACUCCUCGCAGCUCCUCCGCCAUCGUCAUCAACAUGUGUUACUACCCGCUCUCGUACUGGUGAACCGCAGAAUUUAAAAGAAGCACUUGGUCAUCCAAAGUGGAAAGAAGCUAUGGAUGAGGAGUAUCGUGCACUCAUGGACAACCAAACUUGGCACUUGGUCACACCUCGCCCAGGCCCCCCGUGCAUGCUACUCUCGCUUGUCUUUCAAGCUCCAGUCUCUUGGUUUUCAACCCUCCAAGAGUGA
Molecule: messenger RNA, 4110 nt
Organism: Hordeum vulgare subsp. vulgare (domesticated barley)
Lineage: Eukaryota; Viridiplantae; Streptophyta; Magnoliopsida; Poales; Poaceae
Exons: 6
Coding region: 1-4110 (1369 amino acids)
Source: RefSeq, a predicted model, not a curated record